This is a messenger RNA of Python bivittatus (Burmese python), 2222 nucleotides long. NCBI's taxonomy places the organism in Eukaryota, Metazoa, Chordata, Lepidosauria, Squamata, Pythonidae. The record is from RefSeq and is a predicted model, not a curated record.
UGACUUUUGUGCUGCUGAUGAAGAAUUUAGGAAAGAAUUUAAAGUUCCACCAUUUCAGGACUGCAUUUUAAGUUUUCUUGGAUUUUCUGAUGAAGAGAAAAACAACAUGGAAGAAAUGACAGAAAUGCAAGGAGGACAGCAUUUGCCUGUUGGUGAUGAACGGUGUACUCAUCUUAUAGUUGAAGAAAACACAGUGAAAAAUAUUCCAUUUGAGCCCUCUCCAAGCCUUUAUGUUGUAAAGCAGGAGUGGUUCUGGGGAAGCAUACAGAUGGAUGCCAGAGCUGGAGAAUCGAUGUACUUAUUUGAAAAGCCAAACAGCCCAGAAUUGAAGACCUCGGUCUCGCUUCUUUCUCUAAAUACUCCAAACAGCAACCGGAAGAGACGGCGUUUGAGAGAAACCCUUGCUCAGCUGACCAGGGACACGGACAUGUCUCCCUUUCCACCUCGGAAGCGGCCAUCGGCCGAGCAUUCCCUUUCCAUGGGAUCGUUACUUGACAUUUCUAAUACACCAGAGUCAAGUCUGGCUAACGGAGAAACUCCCAAGUCUUGUGCAAAGCCAUCCAAAAACACAACUCCCUUUCCUUCAAAGCAAUCAGCAAGGUGGCAGGUUGCAAAGGAGCUCUAUCAGACAGAAAGCAACUAUGUAGAUAUCCUGACAACCAUCAUCCAGGUCUUUCAAGUUCCCUUGGAAAAGGAAGGACAGCUUGGAGGCCCCAUUCUUGCACCAGAAGAAAUCAAAACUAUAUUCGGCAGUAUUCCAGAUAUCCUUGAUGUACAUAUUAAGAUAAAGGAAGACCUUGAAGACCUUAUGAUAAACUGGACUGAAAGCCAAAGCAUUGGUGAUAUUAUACUUAAAUACUCUAAAGACUUGGUGAAGACAUAUCCUCCUUUUGUGAACUUCUUUGAAAUGAGCAAGGAAACAAUUACCAAGUGUGAAAAGCAGAAGCCCAGGUUUCAUGCUUUCUUAAAGAUAAAUCAAGCUAAGCCAGAGUGUGGCCGCCAGAGUUUGGCAGAACUCCUUAUCCGGCCAGUACAGAGGCUGCCAAGCGUUGCCCUUCUUCUAAAUGACCUUAAGAAACACACCGCAGAAGACAAUCCUGACAAAGCAACCCUAGAGAACGCCAUUGAGUCAUUAAAGGAAGUGAUGACACACAUUAAUGAAGACAAAAGGAAGACUGAAGGCCAGAGGCAGAUUUUUGAUGUUGUUUAUGAAGUAGAUGGUUGCCCAGCUAACCUCUUGUCAUCUCAUCGCUGUCUAAUUCAGCGCCUGGAAACGGUUGCACUUGGUGAUGACCUCUGUGACAGAGGGGAGCAGGUCACUCUGUUCCUUUUUAACGACUGCCUGGAGAUUGCGAGGAAACGGCACAAAGUCAUUGGUGGCUUCAAGAGUCCGCAUGGCCACACCAGGCCCCCAGCCUGUCUCAAGCACAUCGUCCUCAUGCCUCUGUCUCAGAUCAAGAAGGUACUAGACAUCCGAGAGACGGAAGACUGCCGCAAAGCAUUUGCACUGGUUGUGCGGCCACCGACGGAGCAAAGCAAUCUUUUGUUCACUUUCCAAAUAACAACUGAGGAACCUCUCAAGGAGGACUGGCUGAAGAUGCUGUGUCGGCAUGUAGCGAACACCAUAUGUAAAGCAGAUGCUGAAAAUCUUAUUUAUGCAACUGAUCCUGAUUCUAUUGAAGUAAACACGAAAGAUGUGGAUAGUACAUUGAGUAGAGCAUCACGGGCCAUAAAGAAAACAUCCAAAAAGGUUACACGAGCAUUCUCUUUUUCCAAGACGCCAAAGAGAGCACUUCGAAGAGCUUUGAUAGCCCACAGCAGCGUAGAUGGAAAGAAUUUCGCUGGUGAAAGCUGUUUAGGGGGCCGCCUUGCCAGUACUUCAUCGUUAGCAAUGAUGCGUACUACUUCUACAUACAGCUUAAAUGGACCAAUUAAACAUUCCAUUCACAUACAGCGUUCCAACUCUAUUGACGGGACUUCCCAAAAUAUUAGACCUCGACCUCUAAUCCAUACUUCCUAUGAUCUAGAAGGGCGAAUGGCUUCCAGCUCUGAAAACUUAAAUAGCUGCUCCCUGGCCAGUUCUUAUCCAAUCAUCAGCAGUGAUGAAGCGGGUGAUGACCAUAGAGCUGCUUAAAGGCAUCCACUCUCCUUCCUUGAUCAAUCUGCCAUCAGUAUUUGAAAAGAGGAGCCAUACCUUCAGUCGAUCGACUACUCAUUUGAUA